This is a messenger RNA of Hydra vulgaris (swiftwater hydra), 1827 nucleotides long. RefSeq names its product chordin-like protein 1. Lineage: Eukaryota; Metazoa; Cnidaria; Hydrozoa; Anthoathecata; Hydridae. Gene Ontology annotation, molecular function: BMP binding. Gene Ontology annotation, biological process: negative regulation of BMP signaling pathway; cell differentiation. The record is from RefSeq and is a predicted model, not a curated record.
CUAUGACGCGCUUUUUAGAUAAACUUCCCAGUUUCAAUCUUUCCAAGUAACAAAAAGUCUAAAAUACCGGUAGCGAGAAAAAACUAUAAUCAGAUCUAUAUACAAUAGAAAUAAUAUCUAUUGGAAUGAAAUAAUAUCAAAUUCUUGCAGAACUGCAAUACUCUUUGCACCGUCGAUGCAUUGGAGAUCUGCUAAUCUGUUUUGUAACCAUUUAUGGGACUUGAGUUUUGGACAAUUCUUUCUCAUGAACAGAUUUUAUUCGGCAACUACUACAAGAAACAGUCAAUUAAACAGGAAAAAAGUUAGCAAAGCAUUUAGUUGUCAUAAUUUAAAACGUUGCAAUUCCAUAAGGUACGAAAUAGAGAGAGCGAAGGAACAUUUUUAUACAAGUGAAAACGAUGAAAUUAACCACCAUCUUUCUAUUUGUGUUGUUCCAGCUUAAAAACGUUAAAUCAACUGCACCAGCUUUAAUAAGUGUUCAAGAAGGAUGUGAACAUGAUGGAAUUCAAAGAAAAAAUGGAGAGACAUGGAAAGAAACAGGUAAUCAUUCAAAUGGCAUCAAUUGGACAAGUGAUUGCAUGCAAUGCCAUUGCAAUAUAAACAUUGUGAUGUGUACAAUAAGAACAUGUCCUUCUUUGACUUGUAACAAUCCCAUAUCAGUUAAACACAGCUGUUGUCUUGUUUGCCCAGAUACUGAAGUUGCGACAGUUGAAAAGGGGUGCAUUCAUUCGUCCUCUUUAUUUGAUGUUAAAACUUCAUGGAAAGUUUACAUUCCAGAUAAAUACAAACAUGGUAGAUGUGCAGAAUGUUCAUGCUUAAAGGGUAUAAAUAAGCCACAAGAAGUAUGUGAGCAACAUAAUUGUCCUGAGCUUAGUUGUUUAAAUCAGAUUGGAAAACCAGGAGAAUGUUGUGGAACAUGCGAACCUGGCUCACCAAAAGCCAAAAAAAACCAAGUCUUUAAAGAAGGAAUCAUCUAUCAAAAUAUUUUCAAACACUUAUUUGCAGCAUUAGACCCAAAAGGAACGCCAAUAAAACCAGAACUUCAAAAUACUGAUGAUGAAAAAAAAAAAGAUGAAAAGCAAAAUUGUAAAUUUGGUACAGAAAUAUACCAAAAUAAUGAAGUAUAUAUUCCAGCUGUGAUGUCUGACUGCCUUCGCUGUAUAUGUAAGGAUGGUAAUAUCAGUUGCGAAAAAAUUGUUUGCCCUGACAGUCAAAAAUGUCCUUCUCAAAAUCGCUCUGAUUUGUGUUGCAAUAUUUGCCAAGGAACAUCAAAAGACAAAGCACUUGCUCUUGCACUAGAAGAAUUAAAUGGAACGGACAGUUGUCAAACUACAAAUGAGUAUUUGAUCCAAGUAUAUGAGUAUGAAAGCAAAUCAGCUGAUUUUGCAAGAUUUUAUUUUGACCGAUCUCUUGAAUCAAACAAGUUAUCAGAAAUCCAUACACUGCGGGCAACCGAAUUAAAAAUAGAAGUUACGGUUAACAGAACAAGGGUCGAAAAAAAUUAUCUCGAUUAUAAACACAUAGGCUCAAUAAAAAAAAAAAUUCUUAUGAGAAUUCAUCGAAAAGAAAGAGAGUUAACACGAGAAACUCGUCAAGAUUCGUUUACAAAACUUAUAAAACGUUUUAUUGACAUGAUAAGAGAGAGAUCCGGGAAAAAAAAGUUAUGCAAAUCUUCUGAAGAUAAAAAAAUUUACCUCAAUUAAUUUCUUUUAACACCGAUUAACUUUUUAACUUUAAAAAAUUUAUUUUCUAUUAUUUAUAUGUUUUUGUUGCUUUAUAAAUAGUAGUGUAAUAUAAAUACCUUAAAUUAAUAAAAAAAGUAUUUUA